This is a messenger RNA of Exophiala oligosperma, 1741 nucleotides long. RefSeq lists its product as uncharacterized. Bases 137 to 1459 code for a protein of 440 amino acids. The transcript is spliced from 3 exons. Gene Ontology annotation, molecular function: transferase activity. Gene Ontology annotation, biological process: biosynthetic process. The record is from RefSeq and is a predicted model, not a curated record. NCBI's taxonomy places the organism in Eukaryota, Fungi, Ascomycota, Eurotiomycetes, Chaetothyriales, Herpotrichiellaceae. Gene Ontology annotation, cellular component: cytoplasm.
CUCAAUAUGUGAACGUGGCCUCAGUUGAAAUCUGUGAACGACCACCACAAUUUCGAUUUAUUGAAAUCUAAUUAAACCAUCUUGCGAGUCACGCUUCGUUUAGCAAAUUUCAUUAUUGACAUUAUCGCUAUCGAAGAUGCUGAAGGUCCCGUCGCGUAACAAGGCCAGCGGCCCAAAUGCCGUCACCAAAGCAGUCAUUCUGGUGGGAGGCCCAUCUCGAGGAACUCGUUUCAGGCCGCUGAGUUUGGAUCUUCCAAAGCCACUCUUCGAAGUUGCUGGCCAUCCCAUCAUCUGGCACUGCUUGAAGGCGGUUUCCAAAGUCCCAGAUAUCAAGGAGGUUAUUCUCAUUGGUUACUAUGACGAGAGUGUCUUUCGCGACUUUAUCAAAGACUCUUCGAAAGAAUUCCCUCAAAUCAAGAUCCAGUACCUACGUGAAUAUCAAGCCUUGGGAACCGCUGGAGGCCUCUACCACUUCCGUGACGCUAUUCUCAAGGGCAAGCCAGACCGAUUUUUUGUGCUCAAUUCCGAUGUUUGCUGCUCGUUCCCCCUCGAGGCUAUGCUCAAGCUUUUCGAGGAGAAAGACGCCGAAGCAGUCAUUCUCGGGACUCGUGUCGGCAAUGAUGCCGCCACCAACUUCGGUUGCAUUGUGUCGGACUCACACACGAAGCGAGUUUUGCACUACGUCGAAAAACCUGAGGGCCAUAUCUCAAACUUGAUCAACUGUGGCGUCUAUCUCUUCUCCACCGAGUGUAUCUUCCCAUCCAUCAGAAUCGCUAUCAAGCGUAAGACUGAGCGACCAAGAAUGAUCUCCUACCCUUCAUCCGAGAACAUGGAGUCCUCUUUCAUUGCCGACCCAGAAGAGGAUGGCGAGAAGAACGAGGUUCUUCGCCUCGAGCAGGAUAUUUUGUCCGAUCUGGCCGAUAGCAACCGCUUCUACGUCCACGAAACUAAGGAUUUCUGGCGCCAGAUCAAGACUGCUGGUUCCGCCGUCCCAGCUAACGCUUUAUACCUAGCGAAGGCAUUCCAGUCUCAAUCUGAGGAGAUCGCAACCCCGUCAGCCACCGUUGUACCCCCUGUCUUCAUCCACCCUACUGCUACCGUCGACCCUACAGCUAAGCUGGGUCCCAACGUGUCCGUUGGGCCCAAGGCCAUCAUCGGGGCGGGAGCUCGUGUGAAGGAGGCGAUCGUCCUUGAGGAGGCAGAAAUCAAGCAUGAUGCUUGUGUCCUUUAUGCAAUCAUUGGCUGGAAUAGUCGCGUCGGUGCGUGGGCCCGAGUUGAGGGCACUCCCACUCCGGUCAGCAGCCAUACCACUAGCAUCAUCAAGAAUGGUGUCAAGGUCCAGGCCAUCACGAUUCUUGGUAAAGAAUGUGCGGUGGGUGAUGAGAUUCGAGUCCAGAACUGCAUCUGCCUACCUUACAAGGAACUGAAGCGCGAUGUCGCAAACGAAGUCAUUAUGUGAUACAGGUCUCUCGCAUUACACAGGUGUGGCUACGAUAGACGGAAUGUAUCAAGAACUUGCACUCGAUACUCAUGUCAACGGCGAUAGAGAAAACUUGCUUUCCAGGACGAAUUGUGAUCAUAGGUGCUCUUCACAGAGAGCUUAGGUUGUGUCUAUGCUAAAUCGCUGAAACUGCUGACUCUUACUACUUAUUGCUCCGUCAAGCCGGACUAGACUCACUAGGCACAAUGUCGUGCUUGGAUAGGUAGUUCUUCUUAGGCGUCCCAUUAUGCAAUUCCUUUC